AUGGAGACCGUCGUGUCUGUACCAAUGCCGCAUAUGGCGGUGGCGGGACAAGAUCACCCCUUGCCUUCUCCGGGGCCAUCCGAGUUGGACGAACUCAGGAUGCAGAACGUCAAGCGUGCUGCAGCGUCGUCAAGUGAAUUUAACAAGAUGACGUACGAGCAUAUGGCGCAGUUUCACGCGCAGAAGCAGGCGAUGGCCGUGCGCUUGGAACAAGAAUCCGCCCGACAGGCGGUGAUGGCGGCUGAAAUCGAGAAUAGCCGCCGCGAACAAGAAGAAUCGCGUGCGAUAUUGUCGAAGCAGCAAGAACAACUGCGACGCCAACAAGAAGAGAUCAAGUUGGCGAUGGCUCAGCAAGCCAGGUUACAGCAAGCCUCUGAAGCAAUGAGGCAACAGCACUCCAAGCUGGAGGAGCUUGACAAGAAAGUACGCCGCGAUAGCGAGCACUGGGGACUCUUUGCCGCUGCAACCAAUGAGCGAGCGGUGCCGGCGGUGAUGAGCCGUUCGGAGACCCUUAUGGGUGUUCAGCAAGUGCCGCUGGCCCCGAUGUACAAGGGCAGCACGAAGCGUGAGCACCGGGAGUUCAUGGAUGAGUAUCUGGCGUACUUUCGGCGCGUGGAAGCGCUGAACCGUGGUGUGGAAGGACCGUUCGAAGAAAUCACUGAAGACGAAUGGCGGGACUACUUUCUGAGUGCCCAAGUUCAUGAACUUGACCUCGAUUGGGUUGCCAAGGCUAUGGCGCCCUUGAAGAUGGACAUGCGGAUUCGCGAUGCGGAAUCCCGUGUCGGUCGAUUGCUGGCCGAUUUCUACGAGAAGCUCGAGCAGCUGGAUGUGGUUCACCUGCCCAGCCAGGAGCCGAAACAGUCGUUCAAGAUUUUGACGGCUGCAAUCCGACCCGCGGCGCUGAAGGCCAUGGUAGAGCGGCAGCUCGCUCGGGAAGCAAACAAGGUCUACAAGACCAGCGUGCCUGCGUUUGGCCGCUGGUUGAUUCAGUUACUCGACAACUUCAUGUUGUUUGAGUUGCAAAUGGUGAUGGCGGAGAAGAAGGCAGAAGAGAAACCGCGUCGCUAG
This is a messenger RNA of Aphanomyces invadans, 1068 nucleotides long. RefSeq lists its product as hypothetical. Lineage: Eukaryota; Oomycota; Saprolegniomycetes; Saprolegniales; Verrucalvaceae. The transcript is spliced from 3 exons. Bases 1 to 1068 code for a protein of 355 amino acids. The record is from RefSeq and is a predicted model, not a curated record.